AAAAGGUUUUUUGAACAAAGCCUCUAAUUUCUGUAAAAAUGUUAGCAUUAGCCCUUUGUUUAUCGUACUGAGGUAAAACUUAAAUGAUGCAGGAAGUAGCUCAAGAGAAGAAUUAUCUUGCUAAAAAGCUGAGGAUCACCGAAGCUGAUAAGAACAGCCUCGUUGAAGAAUUGAGAACAGAAGUUGAAGCUCAAAAAGCAGAACAACAGUCACUUUCAAAUGAAGUCCAGAUGUUGAAGCAAGAACUUAAGCAGAUCAAAAGAGAGAAACAGGACAAGGAAGAGGAAAUUGGACGCUGUAAGAACUAUAAUGAUGAGCUGGAAGUGAAGUUGAAUAGUUUGCAGGCAGUAGCUCAAGAGAAGAAUGAUCUUGCUAAAAAGCUGAGGAAGACUGAAGCUGAUAAGAACAGAUUCGUCGAAGAAUUGAGAACAGAAGUUGAAGCUCAAAAAGCAGAACAACAGUCACUUUCAAAUGAAGUGCAGACGUUGAAGCAAGAACUUAGGCAGAUCAAAAGAGAGAAACAGGAGAAGGAAGAGGAGCUUGGACGCUGUAAGAACUAUAAUGAUGAGCUGGAAGUGAAAUUGAAUAGUUUGCAGGUCUGUUUCUUCUUACUUUCUCUGGGUCUUAGUUAUGAUAAUGGUUCUUUCUACCAUAAAUCUAAAACUUCACAUUCAGUUCAAUUUUGUUUUGCAUCUGACCUGGUUGUCCUUGCUAAAGUAUCUUCGCAGAAGGACAAAAGCCUCUAUUGGCUGUAA
Gossypium arboreum is the source of this 755-nucleotide messenger RNA. RefSeq lists its product as uncharacterized. The transcript has 2 exons. The record is from RefSeq and is a predicted model, not a curated record. NCBI's taxonomy places the organism in Eukaryota, Viridiplantae, Streptophyta, Magnoliopsida, Malvales, Malvaceae. Bases 84 to 755 code for a protein of 223 amino acids.